AUGAUAUACAAAGUCUUCUUGAGACACAACUUGUCAAAACUGAAAUUUCAGAGACAGAGAGAGAGAGAGAGAGAUGGCAAUCGGGACAUUGGAGGUGCUGCUGGUGAAUGCAAAAGGCCUUGGAGACACUGAUUUCCUAGAUCGUAUGGAUCCUUAUGUUCUGAUACAAUACAAAAGCCAAGAGCGCAAGAGCAGUGUGGCCCGAGGUCAAGGUGGAAGUCCGGCGUGGAACGAGAAAUUUACAUUUAGGGUAGAGUAUCCAGGGGAAGGUGACCAAUACAAGCUCAUUCUCAAAAUCUUCGAUAAGGACACAUUCUCUGUCGAUGACUACAUUGGACAAGCCACCAUCUACGUGGAGGAUUUAUUGGCGGUGGGAGUGGAGAAGGGAGCUUCUGAAGUGCAUCCUCGCAAGUACAGCGUGGUGAAAAGUGACCAAACUUAUUGUGGAGAGAUUCAAGUUGGUGUCACUUUCACCCAAAAGGUAGAAGAGAAGUAUGAUGGAGAAGAGCUUGGGGGAUGGAAGCAAAGCCGCCAAUACUAGUUCCAUUGUCAGUUUGGUCCACAUAUAUGGAACAUAUUUACAGCAGAGAUAUUGUUGUUGUCAAAGUUUUUCAGUUGCUUCUUCAAAGUUCAAACUAGAUAUACAUGCUAAAGCAACAAUAAAUAAAAGUUCAGCAUUAAUAGAUUAAAUCUCCUCUCAAAACUAGUUUGGAGGAAAAUUAUGUCCUUGUAUUUGUAUCUAUUUAAGAAGUCGUGAAAUUCCAAAUCUGAAAUUAGAAUACUA
This is a messenger RNA of Corylus avellana, 784 nucleotides long. RefSeq names its product Calcium-dependent lipid-binding (CaLB domain) family protein. NCBI's taxonomy places the organism in Eukaryota, Viridiplantae, Streptophyta, Magnoliopsida, Fagales, Betulaceae. The record is from RefSeq and is a predicted model, not a curated record.